Molecule: messenger RNA, 1032 nt
Organism: Zymoseptoria tritici IPO323
Lineage: Eukaryota; Fungi; Ascomycota; Dothideomycetes; Mycosphaerellales; Mycosphaerellaceae
Exons: 2
Coding region: 1-1032 (343 amino acids)
Biological process (GO): tRNA methylation
Cellular component (GO): cytoplasm
Molecular function (GO): tRNA methyltransferase activity
Source: RefSeq, a predicted model, not a curated record
AUGCUUCCUCCAACGUCCACCCCAAUCUCCUCCAUAUUCACAGAAAGAAAGCGCAAAAUCUUAUCUCAGCUCGAAAUUCCCGAGGAAGAAUACACCGAUCUCUCACCCAAAGGCAGUGUCGAUGCUCGGAUUCGAAGUUUUGUUGACGAGAUCAACGCACUACCAGGCUUCGUGACGACGAGUAGCUGUGCUGGCAGAGUUUCGGUGUUUGUGGAUGGGAGUGGGAAGAAAGUAACGGCCUCUGUCAAUGCUGUCGAUCCUGAUGAUGACUUCGAAAGCGAUGAAGACCAGAGCGACAGGAAGGCUGCUUCAGCGACUUCUGCUGCGGGUGGUGGUAAAGGCGGUGGGUCUUGGCUGUUCGUCUCGCAUGAUCCGGUCGACUUGAAAGCAUUGAAGGACGACGGCGAUGUGCUCGAACUGUGUGGUCUCAGCAGAGACUCGAAGAUUUCAUUCCCUUCUCCUGAUGAUUCGAGACCGAGAUUUGUACAUUUCAGAUUCGAGCCGAUGAUCCUCCACAUACUAACCGCAUCACCAACCCACGCUACCCACGCCCACACCUCCGCCAUGUCCGCCGGCUUCCGAGAAAGCGGAAUCCACAGCAUCCUUCCACCCAACUCAACCGCCGAGCACACCGCAACGCCUCUCGUGGCGAUCCGCACAGCAGGGCUUGCAUUCUCAAGUAUAGUCGGGUACCUUUCUCCAUCAGAUGAGUCGAUCGUGCCCAUGGUGCCGCCGGCUUACUUGUCUACCUUGCUGCGACUUGCGAACCAACGCUUCGAGCUGAACGCUGAACGUACGGAGCGUUUUCGGAGGGCUUUGUUGGGAUUGGAUGUUAAGACAACUGUGAAGGAGGGAGAUGGACCGCAUGGAAAGUGGGAGGAUGCGGAGGCGAGGAAGGAGAGGAAGCGAAGGGAAGGUUUGCAGAGAAGGGAUGAGGUUUUGAAGGCAAGAGAGAAGACCGACGACGGCGUGGUAGAUGAUGUGGUCAGCGGCCUUUCAGAUUUGGGAGGAGUCGAGCACGUGGAGAGAUGA